Molecule: messenger RNA, 372 nt
Organism: Aureobasidium melanogenum CBS 110374
Lineage: Eukaryota; Fungi; Ascomycota; Dothideomycetes; Dothideales; Saccotheciaceae
Product: ribosomal protein S26e
Exons: 4
Coding region: 1-372 (123 amino acids)
Biological process (GO): translation
Cellular component (GO): cytosolic small ribosomal subunit; ribosome
Molecular function (GO): mRNA binding; structural constituent of ribosome
Source: RefSeq, a predicted model, not a curated record
AUGGUCAAGAAGAGAGCCUCCAACGGUCGCAACAAGAAGGGUCGUGGCCACGUCAAGCCCGUCCGCUGCUCCAACUGCUCGCGAUGCGUUCCUAAGGACAAGGCCGUCAAGAGAUUCACCAUCCGCAACAUGGUCGAGUCCGCCGCUAUCCGUGAUAUCUCGGAUGCCUCCGUCUUCGCCGAGUACGCCGUUCCCAAGAUGUACUUGAAGCUCCAGUACUGCGUCUCGUGCGCCAUCCACGGCAAGAUCGUUCGUGUCCGUUCCCGCGAGGGCCGCCGCAACCGUGCCCCUCCCCCGCGUGUUCGCUUCAACAAGGACGGCAAGAAGAUCAACCCCCAGCAGGCUGCUAAGAUCGCCGGUGCCCAGGCAUAA